Molecule: messenger RNA, 9255 nt
Organism: Patiria miniata (bat star)
Lineage: Eukaryota; Metazoa; Echinodermata; Asteroidea; Valvatida; Asterinidae
Product: NFX1-type zinc finger-containing protein 1-like
Exons: 2
Coding region: 2-7069 (2355 amino acids)
Biological process (GO): regulatory ncRNA-mediated heterochromatin formation
Cellular component (GO): nuclear RNA-directed RNA polymerase complex; nucleus
Molecular function (GO): helicase activity; zinc ion binding
Source: RefSeq, a predicted model, not a curated record
CAUGGCUACUGGGUACGACCCCAGCAAAGUACGUUAUUCCCGUGACAGACAGUCUUCUGAUUCGUCUGGAAGAUACACUCGAUCACAAGGAAGAGUCGAAGGAUGGAGAGGAGAUCCUCAAGACGAUGAUGUUUUUGACAGCUCCGGGUUUGGAGGUGCUGCAAACCCCCGACGCGGCUCUCCAACGCCAUUGGGGACUGGAGACGCAAGAUCUCGAGGGGGCCCCCGCGGCCGAAACUUUCGGAACACGGAUGGACAUUCCUACAGGAGAGGACCUUCGAGAGGGGGCUCUUCAAACUGGAGGAAUCCAGGAGGCAGACGUGGAAAUCGUGGAAGAUCCUGGAGCAGUUCAGAUAGCUACCGAGGCAGAACCUCUUAUUCCACACGUAAUUCUCUCGGAGAAGGAUCAGAAGUCGGCAACUUGAGAGACACAACAUCACAAGGAGGCGAAAGGAACCGAGCUGUGCCUUCGAGAGGGAGGCACCAAGAAUCAGCAGGCAUCACGAGGGACUUCUUCAGGAGGCCCGGAAGAGGAGCCGCCAAGACCAAGUCGGUGGGAGACUCCGUCCCCUAUUUUGCUGAGGAGACCACAGGAGAGGUUCAAGAUGGUCCUGAUGUGGCUAGUUGGAGAAACACAAGGGGAUCACAAGGCAGUGAGCAAGCCGAAUGUCUGGAGGAAGAUGAAGAUUCUAGAACCUUCACUGAAGAUGAAGACCAUGAUUCCAACUCGGCAAGCUAUGCAGAUGAGUCUACAAGCCAGCAUUGGCGAACCUAUGCAUCAGAUCUGCACAAGACUCAGCAGAGACGCAAGACCACCGGGCCUUCCUUCACGGACCAAGAACUUGAAAGCUUCCUGGACGAAAACUCCCAAGAUGCUCUCCUGAAUCUUGUCAGUCAGAAGAAGAAAUUUGAGGCCCUUUUGUCUGCUAAUGAACUAGAUGAAAACACGCUAAUGUUAACAAUACGUGUUUUGUCCUGUAUGUGUCAUUUAGAUCAAGUCUAUGAGGCGAUGUACACUCGAGAAGUAAUCGUGAUUUUAAGUAUGAUUGAAUCAUCCUCGUUUCUCACUAAGCAUUUGACUAGGUACCUAGUUGGUUUAUCCUUGAAGCAAGCAGACGAUUGCGAUGUUGAAGACACCGUAGGUGCGAAGAACCUUGCAGAGGAAGUUAACAUGAUGUUGGACAUUCUGAAGCUGUUCCUGCAGCGGAAGCCAUCUGCUUGCGCAGCGGUGAACGUAGUUUUGGUUUUCUUACAGAAAGUAGUGACCACGGCAGCGUUGAGUAACAGUGAGUUCGACCCAGAGGGCUCUCGGAUGGCGAAGGUAGAAGAGGUCAAGGAAUGCUGUCACUCCUUGGACGAGUCGCAGAAGACAGCUAGAGAACGCGUCAAGGAGAAACCACCUCCGGACAAUUACAGGGACAUUCCCAUCUUCCCAAAGAGCACAGAGCUUCGCCAGAUGGGCAAGCCCUUCCUGAGAAAGAACAUUGUUCGAGGCAGAUAUGAAAGUGUUGAGCAUUACCUUGACGUUCAGUUCCGCUUGUUGAGGGAAGACUUUGUGGCGCCGAUGCGGGAAGGAGUAACUGAAUUUCUCUCCAACCCCCGUGGCCGUCUCCAAGACAUCCGUAUGUACUACGAUGUCUUUUUAGAAGCCCAGAAGAUGGCAACGAAUGGAAUUGUUCACACACUGAAGUUUGUGUUGAGGCGUCGAAGACCUGAGCGAUGGGAGACCAGCAAGCGUCUCUUGUAUGGGUCCUUCGUCUGUCUUUCCAGCGAUAACUUCAAUAGCAUUUUGUGUGCCACUGUGGAGAACAGGAAUUUGAAAGAUCUUCAAAAUGGAAGGGUGCAUGUUCGCUUUCUGACCGAGGUGCCUCGUAAAUACAAAGGUCCCUUCAUCAUGGCUGAAUCAGCUGCUUACUUCGAGGCUUAUCGCCACGUACUCCAGGGGCUUCAGCAAAUGAACGAGAGAAACUUUGCCUUCAAGAAAUACAUCGUAGAUGUGGCCUCCAAGGUAGAGCCACCUGCUUAUCUAGCAGGUGAUGAAGAAGUUGCGUAUGAUCUAAGACCACUUGUUCUUGGUUCUGAUGAGGAGUCCGAUAAUAACCAAGACAUCGUCAAUGCAGCUUAUGUGCCAAUCCUAGAUCCAGGGAAUUGGCCGAGUGCAGAAGCCCUACACCUUGACGACUCUCAGUUAGCUGCCUUGCAAACAGCUCUGACCAAGGAGUUCGCCAUCAUCCAAGGCCCUCCAGGUACAGGGAAGACCUACAUCGGUCUGAAGAUAGUUGAGCUGCUUCUGUAUAACGCACCUUGGAAUAGCAACCAACCUGAAGAGGUUAAGACCUCACCGAUCCUUGUGGUCUGCUACACAAAUCACGCACUGGAUCAGUUCCUUAAGGGUAUCAUUGACUUCGGUGAGCAGAAUGUGGUUCGUGUUGGCAGCCGAAGCUCCAGUGAGGAACUUGAGAAGAAGAACCUAGCCCGUAUGAGAAGAGACAGACCAUUCAAAGAGUAUGCACAAGAAAAGGAGAGACUCAAAAAAGUUGAACAAGAACUAGCAGAGCUGGAUAAGUUAAUUCAACGCGUACUCCUUCAGCUUCAACUUCCAGGCAAGGUAGUUCUUAAUGUUAUGGCACUGAUACACUUCAUGAGUCCGGGUCACUUUAAAGAACUUUCUCCAAAGCAGCUGCAGAGUGAAGAGAAAUUGAACGAAACACGAUCAGCUAAUCUUUUGAAGUGGCUUAAGGUUGGUGAUGCUUCAAAUGAAAAGGAGGAAAAAGUAGCAGACCCAGACCGGAAAGAAUUGGAUGCUGCUGUGGAAGCCAAGGAUCUUACAGAGAUGGAGGAUGAGGGAGAGGAGAUCCAGCGGGAGCGUCAAAUCGACGACUCUGAUGACCUUGUCAAGGACCGUGAGAUACAAAGGCAAGCUCUGGAGCAGGAGAUUUGCAGUAAAAGUUCUGCACAUGCCUUGGAGCGUAGUCUGGAUUCUAAUUCAGUGACAGAGAUGCAAAAAUCUGAUGUAAUGACGGAUCAACAGGCUGGCAGAUUAAAACGCAUCUGGAAGCUUGACUUAAGUGACCGUUGGCGUCUCUACAGGCUCUGGGUCAAAAGAUACAAAGAUACACAUGGUACGAGACUGGGUCAGCUUCGGGAGAAAUACGAGGCACUUUUAAAGGAGCAGGAGACUUUGAAUGCUCAGGGUGACCUGGAGAUUCUCCAAGAAGCUAACGUGAUUGGUAUGACAACCACUGGUGCGGCAAGAUGCCGGAAUGUUCUGCAGCGACUAGGUCCUCGAAUUGUUGUGGUAGAAGAGGCUGCUGAGGUCCUGGAGGCACACAUCAUCACCACCCUGACUGCAAAAUGCGAGCAUUUGAUUCUCAUCGGUGACCACCAACAGCUGAAGCCUAAUCCAACUGUCUACCGCCUGGCGAAGCUGUUCAACUUGGAUACAUCCCUGUUUGAGAGGAUGAUCAACAACGGUGUCCCUUGCAAGACACUGUCACAUCAACACCGCAUGCGUCCUGAAAUCUCACAGCUUAUGAAGAGACAUUUCUAUAAACGGCUGUACGAUGAUAAAUGUGUACUGGAUAUGGAGAACGUCAUGGGGAUGCAACACAACAUGUUUUUCAUCAACCAUCAACGAUUAGAGGAUGGGCUUGAUGACGACAGGACGAGAUCCAAUCAGCACGAAGCCGAGGUCUUGGUGGGCUUAUGCAAGUAUCUAUUGGAUCAAGGUUACGAUCACUCCCAGAUAACUAUACUCACCACAUACAAGGGUCAGUUGUUCUGUAUUAGGCGACUCAUGGAUAGAGCAACCUUUGAGGGGGUUCGUGUGUCUGUUGUAGACAAUUUCCAAGGAGAAGAGAAUGAUAUCAUACUGUUGUCUCUCGUACGAAGCAAUGAGGAGGGUUCCAUUGGGUUUCUCCGCACUCCAAACCGUGUUUGUGUUGCACUGUCCAGAGCUCGGAUGGGAUUUUACUGCAUCGGCAACUUCAACAUCCUGAAGAAGGCCCAAAUCUGGAAGGACAUCAUUGCUAAUCUUGAGGCCGAGCAUAAGAUUGCCACGUCCCUUCCGUUAAAGUGUCAAAAUCAUCCCGACAAAAUCUCCCAGGUUGCCACUGCAAAGGACUUUAAGGAACAGGCUCCCUGUGGUGGAUGUGACAAGUCGUGCGAGUAUAGGUUACCGUGUGGCCAUGUUUGCCGUUUAUCCUGCCACCCCUACGAUCCUCAGCAUCAGAAUUAUCAAUGCCAGAAACCAUGCACGAAAAGUUGUUCAAGAGUGGAGCACAGUUGUCCGCUUAAAUGUCAUGAGUCAUGUAAACCCUGUCAGGAAGAGGUUGAGAAAUUGAUGCCUGAUUGUGGACAUGAGAUUCGGGUUUCCUGUUUUCAAUUUGAAACAAUUUCUUGUCCUGAACCGUGCGAGAAGCUCUACACUAACUGUUGCCAUCCUUGUCGGAGGAAAUGUGGUCAGCGCUGCCAUGUGACAUGUCCAGAGAAAUGUGAGAGGUCACUGGUUUGUUGCCAUCCAUGCACGGAGCCGUGCGGAAGGCCAUGUAACACAUACUGCAAAGUUAGAGUCAAGAGAAUCCUGGAGACGUGUGGUCAUGAAGUCACGAUGGACUGCAGUCAAACUGAGAUUCCCUGUCCAAAACCGUGUCCCAAGCUUUUCUCGAGCUGUCAGCACCAAUGCCGGAGGAAAUGUGGUGAAAGUUGUUUGGAAGCCUGUCCUGAAAAGUGUGAAAGGAAGCUGGUAUGUGGUCAUUCCUGCGAAGAGCUUUGUAAGGAGACUUGCACAUCUUAUUGUAAGGUUGAGGUCACGAGAAUCUUGUCGAAGUGUCGGCACAAGGUUGUCAUGGACUGUGGAGAAAACCCGGAAGCAUUCCAGUGCACAAGACUUGUGACCAAAACUCAUCCUUCAUGUGGCCAUGAUGUCCUGGUCGAUUGCUGUGAGGAUCCUGGAGAGGUGGAAUGCAAGAAGUUUGUGAUCAAAAAAAGGAAGAGCUGUGGGCACCGAAAAGCUAUGCCCUGCUACAUUGAUCCCGAUUCAAGAGAUUGCACUAAGAGAUGUAACAAAAUUCUUCGAUGUGGCCAUCAGUGUCCAAAUGCUUGUGGGAAACCGUGUGAGGCUUCUGACAUCUCGCCUAGAUCUUAUCUGGAUGCUUUUGAAGAGACGGAUGACUUGAAAGUUUGUGAAGUGAUUGUGGAGAAGUCUUAUCCUUCUUGUAGUCAUGUCAUUAAGCUUCCGUGUCAUAAGGAUGUGGCUAAGGUACCUUGUACUGAAAUCUGCAAGAAACUUUUGUCAUGCGGUCAUCGAUGUCCUAGGAAAUGUUCAGAGUCAUGCCCGAAAGAAAGGUUGAGCAAUUCAUUAUUGAGAAUUCAUGCUAGGUGGGGGGAACAGUUUUCUGGAUUUUGUACAGACAAAUGCAAAAAGGAAUUGUUAUGUGGUCACAUGUGUCCCAACAAAUGUGGUGAACCCUGUCCAAGUGAUGUAGGCGUAAUGCAUUGUUCCUCCUUGGUAAGCUUUUCAACAAAGUGCAAGGAACUUGUGGAGAAGAAGCUCCCUGGUUGUGGCCAUACUGCUGAAGUGGAAUGCCACAAAGAUGUCUCAGCUUUAUCCUGCUCUCAAAUUUGUGGUAAGAAGUUGUCCUGCGGCCACGUCUGCAUGAACUUAUGUGGCAUUCCUUGCAAAUGCCUCCGCAGUGUACGGAAGAUGCUGCCGCAUUGUGAUCACACUGCUCUACUUUCCUGCUAUCUUGAUGUGAGCUCCUAUGAAUGCCCAAAGAAGUGUGAGAGGAAACUUGCAUGUGGGCACAGGUGCCCCAACAAAUGUGGGGAGCCUUGUCCUGGUAAUGGGGAUAGCUCGACCGACGAAGAUGAACCGAGCAGGUUACUUCUUUCUGCAAGAGCAGCGAAAACGCCGGCAAGAAGAUGCACCGAAAUGGUGAAGAAGGACUUUCUGGAUUGCGAUCACAGUGUUGACUUGCCGUGCUUCAAGGAUAUCAGUACAGUGAAAUGCCAUCAGAGGUGCUUACGGCUUCUUUCGUGCGGUCAUCAGUGCCCCAAUAGGUGCAGUGAUUGCAUCGAAGAAGAUGCUUCGUCGAGCGAAGACGAAAUGACAGGGCACCGACCGCGCCAUACGAAGUGUAAGGUGAAAGUACGGAAGAUGUUGCCUUGCGGUCAUGCCCAGGAUGUGGCUUGCUGGUUUGUCGACUCCACCCAUGCUUGUCUGGAGCCGUGCACCGAAGUCUUAGCCUGUGGCCACAAAUGUCAUGGCAACUGUGAUAAAUGUAAGCAAGGCAAACAACACGCAGGGUGUGGACAGAGCUGUAAGCGUCAGCUUUUAUGCGGCCACACAUGCAGAGACAUCUGUGGUAAAGUUUGUCCACCAGACUGCCGUAGCUGCACAAGAGACGCUGUAUGGCAGCGUCAUUUGAGCCUACGCGUGGCACAGGGUUUGGAGACUUAUCCAUGUACACAAAACAUAAGAAACCGUCAACUGAAGUCUAAUGCUUGCAUUCUUCAUUGCACCCGGCGCUGCAAACAUGGCAAACAUCCCUGCAUCGGUGUAUGUGGGGAGCCUUGCCCACCAUUUUGCAUUAUAUGUACAAGACGUGCAACUAUAGACGCGAUGCCCAACAAAAAUAUUCGCCCAAAAGACACGUUCAUCUACCUUCCAGACUGCGAACACAUGUGUGAGACUCGAACCUUAGAUAGGAUGGUAGCUAGUAUCCAGAGUCCCUUAAAGAACGGAUUCUUUGAGAUUCGCUCCCUGCUAUGUCCCAAAUGCAAAGACCCAAUACUGAACUGCCCCCGUUACAAGGAGACCCUUGAUAUUAUUAAGAAAUCAAUUGAAGCAGCCAAGGAGAAGCAUAACCCAAACAGGCAAACAGUUUCUGGGUUGUCUAGGCAUUGUGCCAAGUAUGUAUCAAGUAUGUCAUUUGCAGUGGGUAGAUGGUUGAGAUGCCCUGAAGGUCACGUCUUCUAUCUUGAGGAUGACAAACAAGCGGGACAACAGGAUCUAGCAUGCCCUGAAUGCCCCCAACUCAAAGUGCAUGAUGAGGAAUUUUUUGAUUAACCGGAUUAAGCGAUUAUACUGUAAAGUCUGGGAGAGGAAUGUGCAUUGUCAGUGCUGCACAAUUAAAACUCGGGCAGGUUGGUCAGUAACUGGCUACAGUAUUGAGCAAAGUGUCAGUUAAAAUGUAGGCCUAUUUGGAAAUUACUCAGAUCAAACUUUAUAGUGCGAGACAACAUAACGUGUUCAUCAUACUGUAAAUAAGCCUAUACUCCAAAUGACUAACCAUGCAUUAUAUAAGGGAUAUAUAUACAUAUACAUAUACAUUGUAUAGUAGUUAACACAGUUUUGGUAUAUUAAUUAAGUAAACCUUUCAUUUACCGCUUAACACAAGACGGUUACGAUAUCUUAUACCUGUCAGUAACUGCCUGCAGUGGUAUGAGCAAAUUGUCAGUUAAUAUACGUUUGGAAAUUACUCAAAUCAAACUUUAUGUUAGAUAACUGUAACGUGAUCAUCAUACUGUAAAUAUACUCCACUUUCAAGGGAUAGAUAUAUAUACACAUUGUAUAUGGCGGGUUUGCAGUUAACACAGUUUGGGUAUGCAUGUGUAUAAGUAAACCUUUUAUUUGCCGCUUGUCAUAAUGCUUUUUUACGAUAACUUAUACCUGUGGUUCAUUUAGUAAACUAACAAUGUAGGCCUACCACUUUAUCAUGAAACUAGUUCCGGUAUAUAUUCGGUGAACAUGACCUUCUAUUUGCUGUUUGUAUGAGAAUUGUGGUAUCAAUUACACACUUAGGUCUGGUUUCUUUAACAUUUACCGCUUAUCAUCAGACUUGUACGUUUAUCGUGUAGUUUGGGUGUAUUCAGUUAACCUAGCAUUCACUUUUCUUGAGAUUUGACACUAUCAUCUCAUGAAAUUUACUUCCAGUAAAUUCAGUAAGGCCGACAUACGUUAUCAUUAUUACAUUUUUUGUAGAUACACUUACCGCUUGUCAUGAUCAUAAUACUUUUACGUUAUCAUAUUUUUCUGGUAUAUUAUUCAAUAAACCUUUCAUUUACCGUUUAUCUUUAAAGACAUAUGUUAUCAAACAGUUCUGGUUUAACCAGUAAACAUAUUUGUCUUUAACUUAACGUUAUCAUUAUAUUCAGAAAACCUUUGGUAUUACUCGGUUACGGCUUUAUCAUAACAGUUCUGGUAUAAUAUAUUCAGUAAACAUUAUUUACCGGUUGUCUUGAGACUUAUACCUUUUAUAGUUUUGGUGUAUAUUGUUACAAUCGCUUUUGUCUGGCCUACUAUCAUUUCAAUAUCAUAUUUGACCUGUUGAGGUUUUUUUUUUUUACGUGUGCGCAUGCAAUGGGACUACUAUGUUCUCAGUUAGGGGCCGAACUGUGCCUUGAAAUAUAACACAAAUAUAGUUUGUUUUGUUUCUCAUUUGUCAUCAAGUGACGAAAUAACUGAUACAAUACUGUGAAGUGUUCCGAUUUUGUUCACAAUGUUGUUUUUUUUUAGUAAGUAGCCAACAGUUACAUAAACUUUCAGAACUGUUAUUGUUUUUGCGAUUUGUGACUUCAUUGCCAAAUAUCACGUCAUUGUCAAAUUAUAGCCUAGUUACAAAGUGUUGCGAUAUUUUAGCUCGAUGGACCAAUGUCCGUAGUACAUAGAGUUGUAGAAUAUCGGAUUAGAAUUGUUGUUAAAACAGCUUUAUUUUACGCCUUCUCCACUACCAAAUGACGUCUGAAUAUCGAAUAUGCAAAUGAUGAAAUAACAAUUUAGAAUGUGUGGUGAUAUUUUAGUGCAAUGGAACGAUAACAUUUAUGUUUAUAAAAGGAACAGCACAUAUUUUUAUGUAAUUUACUGUAUUUCAAUGUUUUGUGUCUACAUUGUCCAAAUCUUAUUGAAUGUAAAAAUUGUGAAAGUGACAUAAUAACUACAAAAUGUAUAUAUAUGUAGUCAAAUUUGAGCACAGUAGGUGGAUGAAACCAAUUUAACAACCAGAUGCAGGUUAUAGUUAAACAUUUCCUUUCUGUCACUUAUAUUUUGUUUGUUUCAUUAUCAGACUCAAGAAGAUUGGUUAUACACAAGUUUGUAAUUCCAGUUCCAAUCCGGUUCAUAAAUGACUUCGUCAUAUACGCCCAUGAAUGGACCGAUCCAGUAAGCACCGCCCCAUGGUAUUCUGGCCAAUCACAGCCGUGAUUAUGUUCGACAUGCGUGCACAAAAGUCCGACAUGCGUGCACGCGCGUAUGAU